AUGAAAGCGAUCAGUCGAAAAUCGCCUGAUCCAAAAAGUGGCACCAUGAGCGAUGAUGUCAGCAGCGGACGACCCGCCCUUCACCCAUCGCCCUCUCGUCAGCCGGGAACUCCUCCUCCUCGUUCGCCUCCAUUGCGCUUGGCGACAGCUGCCCCCACGGGAACACUACUAGCAGCAUACAACAGCGUCAAGGGAAACGGACUAAUGCGACCACCGGCUACACAACCUGUCUAUUCAAUCCAUCAAAAGAGCACCUCCUGCUCUGGUCCUCCUGCCGUAUUCGCUGAUUGUCCACAGGGAUGCCAAUGUGACACAGACACGGUUACGGUAACUUGUUCGGGCCUGCACCUGCUAACCCUUCCAGACACGAUUCCGUCCGGUUUCGAAGUGCUCGUCAUUCGCAACACUUCAAUUCGUUCGAUACCAAAGCAAGCUUUUCGUCGAAUGGACCGAUUACGGGAGAUUUAUGUGGAGAAUUGCGAUCAUUUGACGUUUCUUGAGAAGUUCGCUUUCAAAGGGAUGAAGAAAUUA
Ostertagia ostertagi is the source of this 531-nucleotide messenger RNA. The record is from the annotation of a GenBank genome assembly. NCBI's taxonomy places the organism in Eukaryota, Metazoa, Nematoda, Chromadorea, Rhabditida, Trichostrongylidae.